AUGAAAAUACAUACUGGAGAAAAACCUUUUUCAUGUAAUAUCUGUGAAUAUAAAUGUAUUCGAAAAAGUAAUUUGCAAUCACAUAUGAAAAUACAUACUGGAGAAAAACCUUUUUCGUGUCAUAUCUGUGAAUAUAAAAGUAUUACAAAAAGUAAUUUGCAAACACAUAUGAAAAUACAUACUGGAGAGAAACGUUUUUCGUGUCAUAUCUGUAAAUAUCAGUGUAUUCGAAAAAGUGAUUUGCAAUCACAUAUGAAAAUACAUACUGGAGAAAAACCUUUUUCAUGUAAUAUCUGUGAAUAUAAAUGUAUUACAAAAAGUGAUUUGCAAAGGCAUAUAAAAAUACAUACUGGAGAAAAACCUUUUUCAUGUAAUAUCUGUGAAUAUAAAUGUAUUACAAAAAGUGAUUUGCAAAGGCAUAUGAAAAUACAUACUGGAGAAAGACCUUAUUCGUGUAAUAUCUGUGAAUAUAAAUGUAUUACAAAAAGUGAUUUGCAAAGGCAUAUGAAAAUACAUACUGGAGAAAAACCUUAUUCGUGUAAUAUCUGUGGAUAUAAAUGUAUUCGAAAAAAUAGUUUACAGAAACAUAUGAAAAUACAUACUGGAGAAAAAUCUUUUUCGUGUCAUAUCUGUAAAUAUCAAUUUAUUCACAAAAGUAAUUUGUGGUAUCAUAUGAAAAUACAUACUGGAGAAAAACCUUUUUCAUGUAGUAUUUGUGAAUAUAAAUGUAUUAAAAAAAGUGAUUUGCAAAGGCAUAUGACAACACAUACUGGAGAAAAACCGUUUUCAUGUAAUAUCUGUGAAUAUAAAUUUAUUACAAAAAGUGAUUUGCAAAGGCAUAUGAAAAUACAUACUGGAGAAAAACCUUUUUCAUGUAAUAUCUGUGAAUAUAAAUGUAUAGAAAAAAGUUAUUUGCAAAAGCAUAUGAGAAUACAUACUGGAGAAAAACCGUUUUCAUGUAAUAUCUGUGAAUAUAAAUGUAUUAGAAAAGAUGUGUUGCAAACACAUAUGAAAAUACAUACUGGAGAUAAACCUUUUUCAUGUAAUAUCUGUAAAUAUCAAUCUAUUACAAAAAGUAAUUUGCAAUCACAUAUGAAAAUACAUACUGGAGAAAAACCUUUUUCGUGUCAUAUCUGUAAAUAUCAAUGUAUUCGAAAAAGUAAUUUGCAAUCACAUAUGAAAAUACAUACUGGAGAAAAACCUUUUUCGUGUAAUAUCUGCAAAUAUAAAUGUAUUACAAAAAGUAGUUUGAAAACACAUAUGAAAACUCACACUUGA
Molecule: messenger RNA, 1278 nt
Organism: Parnassius mnemosyne (clouded apollo)
Lineage: Eukaryota; Metazoa; Arthropoda; Insecta; Lepidoptera; Papilionidae
Source: the annotation of a GenBank genome assembly